Messenger RNA from Cricetulus griseus (Chinese hamster), 1621 nucleotides. The record is from RefSeq and is a predicted model, not a curated record. Lineage: Eukaryota; Metazoa; Chordata; Mammalia; Rodentia; Cricetidae.
AUGAACAUCCCUGACUGUACCUUUGUAAGUGAGUUAAAUAACCUGGGUUUCCUUUAUGUUUUAGGAUUUAAGUGCCCCGUAUGCUCAAAAUUUGUACCCUCAGAUGAAAUGGAUUUGCAUCUGGUGAUGUGUUUAACAAAGCCAAGAAUAACCUAUAAUGAGGAUGUGCUGAGUAAAGAUGCUGGGGAAUGUGCAAUAUGCCUCGAAGAGCUGCAGCAGGGAGACACCAUAGCGCGACUGCCUUGCCUGUGUGUAUAUCAUAAAGGCUGCAUAGAUGAAUGGUUUGAAGUAAAUAGAUCUUGUCCAGAGCACCCUUCAGAUUAAGCAUCAGAUUCCUGUGUUAUGGGUUUCUUGUCUUUUCAAGAUGCUUAAGAAGUCUAGAAGAUUGGAAGAUCUGUCUCUGGAAAACAGAAAUGAAAACUGCAGGCUUGCUCAGCCAGGAUCUGAGUUCUGUGACACUCAGUAGUCCAGAGAUGGUCAGGAACCACAGAACUCACCAAACUUGCAUAUAAGGGACACACAGGGAUUUUUGAAAAUGCUGCACAUCCUGUACUAGUCACUGCGUAGAUAAUACUGGUAAACAUUUUGUAUUCAGACGCCAAAGUUAACUAAUUUCAAAGUUGAUUUACUUUUUAUUAAGUUCUGUAGAGCUGCUGUUUUAUUGUAUUUGUUUUGUUUGUUUGUUUUUAGUUUGGGGACUUUUUUUAUUUUCCCCAACAUAAUGUCUCUGCAUUCACCUAUUCUUAACUUGAAAACCACCCAAUUUAGUUCUUACAAACUCUUCAAUGUGAAACCAAGAAAUGUAAUCAAAGCAGUUAUAAUAUUCUGUGAAUGGAGAGAGUAUAAUCUCAAGUUCUUCCAUUUUUUCCCCCCAUGUGUGAAAAGUAGGUUUCUGGGUAGAAGAGCUAAAAUAUGUUAGUAGUUUGAAUUAAAGGUUUAAUAUAAAAAAAUGCCAUCCAAAGAGUAAAUCAAGUUACAUAAUUACAUUUUAGUUAAUUAAAUGUAGAACUGUCUACUGAAUUGCAGUUUCUGAAAUACAUUGUUUCUUCUGAAAUAAAACUGCGCAAUAGCUUGUUAGCAGUGACCAUCCUGCAGCUAUGCAACUUUGAAAAGUCCAGAUUUGCAGGUCUUCGUGCUGGGGCCGCAGUGACUGUCCUAACAGGGAUCUUUCCUUCUUUUCAUGUAACUACUUCAUUGUGCUUUGCAUUUCCAGGCAGUUUUCCCAUGUUUGGUUAAAUGUUUAGCAAGCUGUAAACUUAAUACCUUAUGAAAAGGGUGAAAUAAACACGUCUGCAGUGGGACUUGUAGUAAUUUGAGGGACAUUUUAUAUACUUUUAAAAAUCAGAAUUUAAUUGGGAUGCCAGAUUUCUAGCAACUUGCAUCUUUAGUUUUCCAGAUAGUCUGGAAGUUAGCAUUUGAUAAAUGAUUUUUAAGCAAAUAUAAAGAUUUUGUUAAUUUAUAAUUUAUUAAUGUGUUGUUACUGUAAUUGAAAAUGUUGUGGAUACUUUUAAAUUCAGUCUUUGUAGAAAGAACUGUAUUAAGCAAAAUUAUGUGAAUAAAUAUUCCCCCAAAUGCAUCUGAUGGUUAAGAAUACUGGAAGAGAGCUAUCAGGGCUACAGCA